CUGGCGACCACAACUCCCGACCUUCUUUCUCUUCUGCUUCCUGUCUCCCCCCUGCAAAACCCAUUUCAUAACAACCGUCACUGAAGAAGUCUAGUUUUCGCUUUCUCGCAUCCUCAUUGAGAGGUGGCCAGCCAGACAUUGGAUCUCACUUCGCCCUUUCACGAAAGUGUUACCCAGCAAAACAUCCUCUCCUCUCGUGAGCUGCCCAUUUCAUGUGGAUUGUCUUGAGCAUAGCUCUUGCUUCAGUUCACUUCCACUCCUUUUUAUUUCUACCCUCGUUUUAUCCUUCGUCAGCCUGAAGGAAUAACACCAUUCUGCGACUGCACUUUUUACCCUUGCCUAUUCCACUCGGGCUUGACAGAAUCAUCGGUGUACGAUAUGGUAGAAACAGCGGCGGAGCGCCUGAACAGGCUGCAAAUGGAAGAUUUAGGCACGGCCCGCAGAGAAUACAUCUCAACAGUCGACAGAACGAGACUAAGGAACACACGGGUUGAAGUCAUUGAGGCUACCAGAAAAUCAAAUCUUCCCGGAUCAACCGAGCAGCGUAUUGCCGGAGCGAAUAAGUCUCGACUUGAAGGCUGGGCCAACGUGUACAAGGAAAUAGGCGACACCGGAGAGCUUGAAGGUCUCGAUCCCCUCUUAAACGGCCAAAGUCACCGUUUGCAACUCAACGACACGAUACGACAGAUGAAAGAGUCAAGUCAUGUCCCUUCCGGCAGACAGUUCGAUGGCUUUGCGAAGACUUCACAAAGGAUACCAUCCCUUCAAGGUCCUACGACCAGGUCGACGUCGGCAGCUUUCCGUGGGCCAGGGCCACGACCCUUUGAGCCAAAGCAGCUUGCUGCCAGGCCCGCUUCAAGGACACCACAGCCUGGACCAGGGCGUCCCCAAUCGCGCAUUUCACUUGACCCGGCACUUGACCUUAAUAAUGGAAUCUCGAAAAAGACGUUCAAGAAGCAGAAUUCGGCUGGAAGAUCCACCAGCAGUGCGCCAAAUAUUCCACCCCUCAAAACAAGGCGGCCUAUCUUUAAUGGCCCACGGGCUAUUAGCUCUCCCGAGGAUUUUAUGGCAGCAGCCCGCAGCAAUGCCGCAGCAAAGGAAGCAGCAAACAGACAGCCGGCAAAUUCGAAAUCACCUUCUCAAGUUCAAUCGGCAUCCAGUGCUGUAAAGCCACUUCCUAACAGCCCAUUUCCAGUUCGGAAGAUCGAGUCUGAGGAUAAUGGUCACUCCACGUUGACUAACAAACACAUGCCUACUGAUCCUGAUGCUAAUCUUGGUUCAGAAAGCUCUAAUCCCCGCGAACAGAAAGCAUCUGGAGAUAAUGGCUCUUCCACGUUGGCGAAGCAACCGAAACCUACCCAACCUGCUAUUAGUUCUCGCUCGCCGAGUUCUGACACUCCCAGGGAAGACUCAGCAGAAACUUCUGUUGACCAAGCUAGCCAAGUGAAGGACGAGCCUCAUUCCAAGGAGCCUGCUGUAGCCGAUCAGAAAGUGAUUCCAGUCACAUCCGUCCAGGAAAGCGCUGAGUUACUACUUGAUUUGAGUUGUGCCACGCCCGGCGAGCUCGGAUUGGAGCCCGGAAUGAGCCCAGCCCUGGUAGAACUGCAAGGCUUGGAGUUUACACAAUUCACAGAACCACCAGAGACCCCUAUUUCAGGCCUACCAAGUGUUAACAGAAGACUUGACUUUGGAAGCACCGAAGCUGAAUCAACUGCGGCGGAAAUUGAUGAAGCACCUUCUAGUCCCAUAGACGAGGAGCUUGCUGCAGAAUAUCGGCGUGAGAUUGAUAUAAUCUGCAAUCUUCUGGAACAAACAACCUUGACAGAUACCUUUUGCUCCAAAUUAACGGAAUGCAAAGAGGAGCUCGAGCUUAGGCUACGACUGCGGCGCGCUCCCAAGAGCGACGUGGAACAUAACGAGCAACUUUCAACUUCCAAAGCUCCUGUGUCUGAAAAUCCUGAGAUCUCCGCCUCUGCUACCUCUGAGAACGUAGCGAGAGCCAGCGGUGAAUCGUCGAGCCCUUCAACUGACACACCUCGUUCUCAAUCUCGUUUGAAUGCUACGGCCCCUCAAUUCACGCCGCAAUCAUUCACGCAGUACCGCUCCAUAUCGAAUGCUACUUCCACCGACUCAGCGGGGAGUUUCCAGCCCACCCCAAGCAAAUCCUCCCGUCAACCGCAGCCAGAGGGCGCUUGGAGUGAAACCAGUGAAACCCAGGUCAGCCAAUUGGCAAUCGACCGGGAUUCGUCACAACCUCGUCCCGAAUCUGCCCCGACUGAUUCUACGGUUAUUGUUUCUAGAGUGUCUGAUUCCAGUCUGUCCACUCACAUUUUUGGGGACCACCUCCUGCCCGGCGGCAGGACCAGGAAGCCAAUAGAAAUCAAGAGAGCAGAAGAAGCCAAGCAAACGGAGGAAAGCCAUAUCAUUGGGGACCACUUGCUUCCAGGGCGGCGCGCAACACAACCAUCGACCACAAAGCCAGGUACUCACACAGUGGCUUGCUCGGUCCUAGCUCACGCAGCCGCUCCAAAACCAGGCCACAUAAGCUUCUCCCUACCUCCACCGCAACCCAAACCCGCUAUCCAGAAAAUCGCUGUACCCGCGAAGUCUCCAAACGGCUCUACAUUGGCACCUAACGCACCUGCGUUCAAACCAUCUACUCUUUGCCUCAGGCCCAGCAACAGAGCAGCCACCACUGGCCCAACUACUGACAUCCUCAAGCCUGCGCCGGCAAUACUGGAGUCAAUUCACGCCCCGAAGCCCCAGCCACAGGCAACUUUGGUUUCAGCAGCGCCGAAGAAUCUCUCAAAUGGACACGGGCUUCAGGGUUCAAGAUAUGCUGACGCAAAGUGGCUCUAAAGAUCUUCCAUCUUGUUUCCAUGGUUCCCUUGCUUACCCGAGUGCGUCCCAGAGGAGAGAUCUAGGCUGAGGGAAAAACCACGGCGGUGUGGAACUUUUCCUUUUGUUAGCAGUGUAUUUGUGUCUCAAUUCUCUCUUCUAUGAUCUUUCCUGUUUUCCUUCGUCUUUUCUGCCCCGGUUUAGGGUUCUGCAUGUCAUAGCGGCCAAAUAGUGCAUAUGGCAUACGAACUAAUGGACAUACGUCUUGCGCGACUUUCAUGCCUUUUACCACACAGCGAAUAGGACUGGAUUGUUUAAUAUUCUACUGGCUCUGAAUUUAGGGCUUAAGAACGAAGACAGGCAAUGUGUGAAAACAGAUCAAUAAAGGGCAACUUUCGAAGUUACAAACCAGGUAAAUGCAGUCCAAUGCAUUGCAUCUAACCACAAAAGCAACAUGCAGACGAGGUGGUUCAAGCUUCGUUCCUAGUUCAACCUGAACGCCGAGUCGCCCCGGUAACUCCAGACUAUAAAGACCAGAUACGCAUCUGCAAGCACAGAAAGAGAGGUAAGAAUUGAUGUCUAGAUUUCGAGAUCUUUAAAGAAGGGUAUAAGUUGCGGUUGAAGGGCGACCUCAGCGCUGUUGCGGUGGGUGUGGGUGGGUUUGUUGUUGAUGCUGUUGUUGAUGGGAAGUCUGGUCAAGCCUCGCUCGCUUUGGGUCAUUAACAGCGCCUAUUGGAGCAGGCCCGCUGCCACCAGGCAUAGGUGCAUUCGUCACGUCGUUUAGAGGAGGCCGUUUCCCGUUCGCAUUUGGCGGUCCCAGCUCAGGCCGGUUCGCCGCCAGGUUGUUUGGCGCAGCCUUAGGGUCGAGAUUUGGUCGCGUAAGCGGACGAUAGGAUGAUGUUGUUGGCCCUCUGUUCAUAGGACUGCCAACUCCGCUACCACCUGGAGCACCAAUCUUUCUAUGCAUGUCCGUGGAGGGAUUGAUAAAAUCGCGCGGUUGGUUUGCGGCUGGGGAUGCACCAACUAGCAUUGGCUUUGAGAUCGGGACACUCUUGGUGUGGUCGACGCCUGCUGUUUUACGAAUUGAUGGGCUUUCUGCAUGGGGAUCGAAGGCCGGAGCAGAGGUGGCGGCACUGUGAGGGUUGUCUCGUAGCAUGUCGACUCCGCGGGCCGAGAAGAAUCCUACAACAGGAGGUCGUUGACUGUCAACCCCUGGUGUGCCUGGAGCGGCCGUGCCUUGCGCUUGGGCGGGUUGAGCGUUAGCGCCAAACUCUUGUUUUAUUGGAACCUGAGCCACCGGGCCCAAUGCUGUACUGUCAUAGCUGGUCCGUUGUUGCCCGGGAGGAAUUUGCAUGUUCUGAAAUUGUCUGGGUGCGUCCUGAGGUGGAACAGACCGCCGUUGAUUUGCGUACUGAUCUUGCACCGCCGGUGGGUACGGUUGGCGGUGGGUAGUCUGAUUAGGGAUCAGUCUAGCACCUUGGAUUUGGUUCAUCGGCCUCUCUGGCUUUGACGGUGUAACGACACUGGGGUUAGUCCGUGUUGGCGCGCCGGAAGCGUAGCUCGCCGGCCUCGGUGGAACACUGGCUCUGGAGGCUGGUGCUGGCGGUUGAUACAUCCUUUGGGGGUCUGUGUCUACCACAAUCUCAUCCGGAUUACCGCCGUCGCCAACGUUGAAAUCGGUUUCAUCAAACACAU
Aspergillus calidoustus is the source of this 4533-nucleotide messenger RNA. The record is from the annotation of a GenBank genome assembly. Lineage: Eukaryota; Fungi; Ascomycota; Eurotiomycetes; Eurotiales; Aspergillaceae.